AUGGAAGAGCUGCGAGAACGUGUUUGGCAUGGUUCACUCAAUGUGGAAAUUAUGCUAUCUGAUUCGAUAGUAGUACCGAAUACCCCUCUUUCUGAGAAAUGCUAUCACAUAGUUGUUUUGCGAGAAUCUUUCUUGGCAUUAUAUCUUCCAGCAAUAGUACGAAAGCUUGGAAACAAUGUGAUUGUCACGUAUGAGAACCCUUAUAAGCAGUGGUGGUUUGAAUAUGAUGGAGUGCCCGUUCCUUGGGAGUAUCCUUGUGGUGUACUAUUCGACUUUUUAUGCAACUCUUCGACCACUUCAACCGGUAAAGAAGAUGAUCAACGACUACAGAUGUGGAAACUUAAACUAUGUCACGGGAACAAAUAUCCACCUGGGAUACUUCCAUUGGUUGAUGGUUUGCGCCAAGUAAAAGAUCACUGGAAGCACCAGUGGAAACAGGCAUGUUUCAUUCUAAAUGGUUCUGCGAAGCGUAUUAUGUCGUUAUCAAUACCUGAUUUUGAAGCUUUCUGGCAGAGUUUAAUAUCGAGACAUCAGCCAGACUACAUCAAGGUUCGGGAGAAGUUGCUCACACCGAAUAAAACUAAACAUAUACCUAUAAGAGUGUGGACUGCAGAUGCAUCAUUCCUACAACCUUCAAUACCCGCUAAUUCCGACACUAUGACGCUGUUUGAUGUUAUGACUUCAAUGGACAUUAAGCUUCAGGAAAAUAACAGAGCAAUUAUACAAGGCAUAGUGAUCUGUUCGGAUGAGGACAUUAUUAAUUUAUAUGAUUUAUUUGCAAGCAUUGACGGAUUUUUAUAUGUAGUCAUCAAAUAA
Kluyveromyces lactis is the source of this 816-nucleotide messenger RNA. It is a transcript of the gene ATG5, whose product is annotated as Atg5p. Gene Ontology annotation, biological process: autophagosome assembly; nucleophagy; autophagy of mitochondrion. The coding region runs from base 1 to 816 and encodes 271 amino acids. Gene Ontology annotation, cellular component: phagophore assembly site membrane; cytoplasm; Atg12-Atg5-Atg16 complex. Lineage: Eukaryota; Fungi; Ascomycota; Saccharomycetes; Saccharomycetales; Saccharomycetaceae. The record is from RefSeq and is a predicted model, not a curated record. The transcript has a single exon.